Molecule: messenger RNA, 4187 nt
Organism: Myotis lucifugus (little brown bat)
Lineage: Eukaryota; Metazoa; Chordata; Mammalia; Chiroptera; Vespertilionidae
Gene: SH2B1
Product: SH2B adaptor protein 1
Exons: 8
Coding region: 1503-3779 (758 amino acids)
Biological process (GO): intracellular signal transduction
Cellular component (GO): plasma membrane
Molecular function (GO): transmembrane receptor protein tyrosine kinase adaptor activity
Source: RefSeq, a predicted model, not a curated record
ACCUGUGCGCGAAGGUCUCUCUGCCUAGAGCUCGGUUUCUCUUCUGUGUCCGCACCUCUUGGCUCGGGGCCCCUGUGCUCCAUGACUCCGGCAUCUCCGGGCUUCGCGUUGGUUGGGGUGGUCCCUGUGCUUGGAGCACCUGAGUGUGCAGGGCCGAGGCCGGGGAGGAAGGGGCGGGGGUGCUGACUGUGGGUCUCAAUAGGAGUCUGGGGUUUUGGGGAGAAUCUUCCCGAGCUACCUUCACCCCAGCUCCUGGUGCCGGUCAUUUUUCCAGUAUAAUAGGGGGGAGGAGCGCUAAAUUCCAUGUCCAGCUCUGCCGUUUGCCAGUUGUAAGACCUCGGGAAAUCCCUUCCUUCUCUAAUUUCUCUUUAGAAGAUUGGAACCCACAGAAAUAGCAAUAAUGGUGGUCCUUUAUUUUGUGCUUACUUUGUGUCAGGCACUGAUGUGUUCCACUUAAUUCUCCCGAUAGAUACAAAAACUGAAGCUCAGAGAGGACAUAUGAUUUGUUCAGGAUUACACAGCUAAUAGGUGUCAGAGGUUGGAUUUCAUCCCAAGCCCGACUCCAUAAGCCAUGGCCCUAACCAGCAGGCUAGCCAGCCUUUAGGGCGCACUCCCCAGAGAGAGAAGAGGGAGGUGAAAAGGCCGAGGAUCCCCCGCUCCCCGUUACGUUUUAUUUAGUUUGUGGCCAGCAAAGACUUGCCCUGACCCGACCUCAUAGCCUUUCCUCACCUGGUGCUGCUGCCUCUGAGCUCCAGGCUGAAGGGGCAGCAAAGAAGUGGGCUGUGGCCAUUGCAAGCCUUCUUCACACAGGGCUGGGUGCUGGGCCCUGGGGUCAGCUUCCAAGACAGUUGCUGUUUCAAUCCAUCAUCCAUCCACCCUCCUCAAUGAGCAACCUCCCUAAGAGCUGGACUUGGGGAUAGUGAGGCCGGGUCUCUGAGCUCUGCAGGCCCAGCUCCUCCCAGAGCUGGGGCAGUGAGGCUGUGGCUGAGGUUGGUCCAGCGAGUCCCUGAAACCUUUCUGAGCUUCAGUUCCGCAUCUGUUGUAGAGGUUAUUAAGGCUCCCACAGGGAAAGGUAAGAACGGCACUUGCGAAGCAUAUGGUACACAUCGGAGGGUCUGUUUUAGAGAAGGGAGGUGACUUUUUAGACAGCCCUUUAUCACUCCUGGAACCAGCGCCUGGGAAAGUGGGUUGGGAAGGCAGCAGGGUGGGUGCAGCUAGACCUCGGGGAGCUGGCUGGCUGGCUGGGGCCUGUGGGAUGCGAGGGUCUUGGAAAGGGUAGGGAAGCAGUUGCCGUUCUUCCCCAUUGCUCUCUGAUGAGUCUAGACCGGAGGAGGGAGUCUGGCUCGGGUGGGGCUCUGCCCCCGGUCCCACCUCAGCGGUGACUCGGUGUAUGUGCCUCUCUUUCUCCUGCAGCUGCUGCCGCUCACCCCGUGUCUUCUGGCCGCUUCCCUCUUUGCUGCCCCUCCCCGCAGGCUCCCCCUCUGCACCUCCUGGGGACCAUCAUGAAUGGUGCCCCUUCCCUGGAGGAUGGGGCCUUCCCCUCUCCUCCUCCCUUGCCACCACCCCCUCCCCCUAGUUGGCGGGAGUUCUGUGAGUCCCAUGCCCGGGCCGCGGCCCUGGAUUUUGCCCGCCGUUUUCGCCUGUACCUGGCCUCCCACCCCCAAUAUGCAGGGCCGGGGGCCGAGGCUGCCUUCUCCCGCCGUUUCGCUGAGCUCUUCCUGCAGCAUUUUGAAGCUGAGGUGGCCCGGGCCUCUGGUUCCCUCUCACCGCCCAUCCUGGCCCCUCUGAGUCCUGGUGUGGAGAUCCCACCACAUGACCUGUCCCUUGAGAGCUGCAGGGUGGGCGGGCCUCUGGCUGUGCUGGGCCCUUCUCGAUCAUCCGAGGACCUGGCCGGCCCCCUCCCUUCCUCGGUCUCUUCCUCUUCUACAACCUCCUCCUCGAAGCCGAAGCUAAAGAAACGCUUCUCCCUCCGUUCCGUGGGUCGCUCCGUCCGAGGUUCGGUCCGUGGCAUCCUGCAGUGGCGGGGGACCGUGGACCCCCCCUCCCCAGCCGGGCCCCUGGAGACCUCAUCAGGCCCCCCAGUGUUAGGUGGAAACAGCAACUCCAACUCCUCUGGUGGGGCUGGGACCGCUGGCAGGGGACUGGUUAGUGAUGGAACAUCCCCGGGGGACAGAUGGACUCACCGUUUUGAGAGGCUGAGACUCAGUCGGGGAGGAGGGACCGUGAGGGAUGGGGCCGGGAUGGUGCAGAGGGAAGAGCUGCUGAGUUUCAUGGGGGCUGAAGAGGCAGCCCCUGACCCAGCUGGAGUGGGCCGGGGAGGAGGGGCAGCUGGGCCUACCUCAGGGGGAGGAGGGCAGCCUCAGUGGCAGAAGUGUCGCUUACUGCUUCGAAGUGAAGGAGAAGGAGGAGGAGGAAGUCGCCUGGAGUUCUUUGUACCACCCAAGGCGUCUCGGCCUCGGCUCAGCAUUCCCUGCUCUACCAUCACGGAUGUGCGGGCGACCACAGCGCUGGAGAUGCCUGAUCGGGAGAACACGUUUGUGGUUAAGGUGGAAGGCUCCUCAGAGUAUAUCCUGGAGACAGCUGAUGCUCUACAUGUGAAGGCCUGGGUGUCUGACAUCCAAGAAUGCCUGAGCCCGGGGCCCUGCCCUGCUACCAGUCCCCACCCCAUGACCCUCCCACUGGCCCCUGGGGCCUCAUUUCUUACAAGAGAGAACACAGACGGCCUGGAACUGCCCUGCCUGAAUCACUCAGAGAGUCUGCCCAGCCAGGAUCUGCUGCUGGGACCCAGCGAGAGCAACGACCGCCUGUCACAGGGGGCAUAUGGGGGCCUUUCAGACCGCCCUUCAGCAUCCAUCUCCCCUAGUUCCGCCUCCAUUGCUGCCUCCCAUUUUGACUCAAUGGAACUGCUUCCCCCAGAGUUGCCACCCCGCAUCCCCAUUGAAGAGGAACCCCCAGCUGGGACAGUUCAUCCCCUCUCAACCCCCUACCCACCCCUGGACACUCCAGAAACAGCCACAGGGUCAUUCCUGUUCCAGGGGGAAUCAGAGGGAGGUGAGGGGGAGCAGCCCCUCUCAGGGUAUCCUUGGUUCCACGGGAUGCUCUCUCGACUCAAGGCUGCCCAGUUAGUACUGGCCGGAGGCACCGACUCCCAUGGUGUUUUCCUGGUACGUCAGAGUGAGACGAGGCGGGGCGAAUACGUCCUCACUUUCAACUUCCAGGGCAAGGCCAAGCACCUGCGUCUGUCGCUGAAUGAGGAGGGUCAGUGCCGGGUCCAGCACCUGUGGUUCCAGUCCAUUUUUGAUAUGCUCAAGCAUUUCCGGGUGCACCCCAUCCCGCUGGAGUCUGGAGGCCCCAGUGACGUUGUCCUUGGCAGCUAUGUUGUGUCCUCCCAGCGGCAGCAGGAACCGAACACCUCCCACGACCCACCCCCACCCCCUGAACCCCCUUCAUGGACAGAUCCCCCACAUCCUGGGGCAGAAGAGGCGUCGGGGAUGUCAGAAGUGGCAGCAGCAACAGCCACAGCAGCCAAAGAGAGGCAAGAGAAAGAGAAAGUGGGCAGUGGAGGGGUCCAGGAAGAGCUGGUCCCCGUGGUUGAGCUGGUCCCCAUGGUUGAAUUGGAAGAGGCCGUGACACCAGGCGUGGAGCUCCAGGGAGGCCCUGGAUCUGGUGGGGUCCCUGAAGCAACACCGAUGGUGCAGCUCCAGCAGUUACCACUAGGGGGCGAUGGAGAAGAAGGGGGCCACCCCAGAGCCAUUAAUAACCAGUACUCCUUUGUGUGACACCCUACCCCCACCCUUUCUCCACUUUCUUGCUCCUCAGCCCUCAGUUCCUGAGACGGGGGCUGAGCAGGGACAUAGAGGAGCGGUAGGAAUCCCCUCCCCAUAUGCUUCCUUACCCUUGAUGGCCAAGGGCAUAUAUGUUGGUACAAGAAGAGGUUCAAGAGUCCCGUUAACUCCCCAGUUCAUACACUACAGGUGCCCCGUCCCCUGGGGAGGGGACUUGGGCUCCAUUACCUCUCCAAGGGGCUCUAUGGUCAGCCCCGCCCCUGGGGGCCAUUUCCCCAUUAUCUACCCCCCAGCCCAAGGAGGGGUGAGGGGGAAGGGCUGUCAGUUAAUAUUAAGGUGGUUGUUGUUGUUGUUUUAAACAAAAUGGAGAAGCAUAAAUAAAUAAAAGGGUUUAUCUCAGUU